AUGUCUAACCAGCAGGUGGGCACGGUAUUUGACCGUGUCAUCCAGGAGGUCUGCGAUGCUUCUCAGGUCGAUUUCGAGGAAAGUGGGGUCGAUCAGCAAACGCUAUUAGACUUGCGAAAGAGCUGGCAGAAAAAGCUCUCGUCGCUUGGUGUCGCCCACUUCCCUUGGGAUCCUGCACCACCACAGCCCGCCCCUCAUCAGACUCAAAACCAAAUACUCCCUCCUACUGCUCCUGUGCCUUCCAACGCUCCUCGACCCGCUCCUCUGCCACAGACACAGCAACAACAUGUUCCGCCCCAACAACAUCUUCCCCAGUCCCUACCGGGAACUGUACCUCCGAUGCAAGCGCCUGCCCCCGCCCACAUGGGUCAGCAAUCUCACAUCAAGACCGAACCGGGCCUCAAUGGGCAACCAGGAAUGCGUCACAUGAGCAACAUGAUGUCGGCUCCUUCCUCAAAUCCUCAGUCGGCACGUGAACGUGCUGCCAAUAUGCUUCAUCAAAGAUACGGUGCCGCAGCAGCUAGCUCGGUCAGUCAGUUGCAAGCGCAGUCUCACGCAUCUGUGGGAAUGCCAGGACAGCAGCGUCCUCAGUACCCCGCACAGACGCCCAAUGGACAGACGCCGGCGAUUAAACAGGAGCCGAGCUAUCCAUCCGCCCCUCAACCCAAUAUGACUAACUCUCAGACGGAUGGUGCAGGUGGCGAUGCUUUAUCAGAUUGGAAAGCGGAGGUUGCACGGAGACGCGAGGCCGCAGAACGCCAGAGCGGUGAGGGUGAUCGAAUUCUACGCGAACAUUUGAGACAGCGCAUGCUUCAAUUCGAGGGAGGUGGACUACUUAUGCCUCUAGAUCAGCGUCAAUCCCCAACAUCGAGACGGGAACCUCACCUUACUGAUGCCCACGCUGCCGUCGAAAUCACGUCUAUUGCGAACUCUGCGCAGCCUCAGGCGCAAUUUGAUGGCCCUGGUGGCGAUGAUGACAGGGAGGAAGAGGACGAAGAUGCCAUCAAUUCCGACCUCGACGAUCCUGACGACCUGGUUGCCGAGGAUCAUGAUGCUGAAGAUUCUGUUGGACAGGUCAUGCUCUGUACAUACGAUAAAGUGCAGCGCGUCAAGAACAAGUGGAAGUGUACUCUGAAGGAUGGUAUCCUAACCACAGGCGGCAAGGAAUACGUUUUCCACAAAGGUCAAGGCGAAUUUGAAUGGUGA
Aspergillus viridinutans is the source of this 1206-nucleotide messenger RNA. RefSeq names its product transcription initiation factor IIA large subunit. The record is from RefSeq and is a predicted model, not a curated record. Bases 1 to 1206 code for a protein of 401 amino acids. The transcript has 4 exons. Lineage: Eukaryota; Fungi; Ascomycota; Eurotiomycetes; Eurotiales; Aspergillaceae. Gene Ontology annotation, cellular component: transcription factor TFIIA complex. Gene Ontology annotation, biological process: transcription by RNA polymerase II; transcription initiation at RNA polymerase II promoter.